This is a messenger RNA of Trichoderma citrinoviride, 1056 nucleotides long. RefSeq lists its product as hypothetical. The transcript is spliced from 2 exons. The annotation marks the transcript as partial. The record is from RefSeq and is a predicted model, not a curated record. NCBI's taxonomy places the organism in Eukaryota, Fungi, Ascomycota, Sordariomycetes, Hypocreales, Hypocreaceae.
AUGUGUGGCACUGGCAGAUAUGAUGCCAAGCCAUCGAUAUUGGUCUCUCAUCCAUGGAACGAUAUGAAGACGGGUUUGUCCAUCAUGAAGAUCUUGUCUGAACCGCAAGUACGCGAGCAAUAUGACUCCAGCCCCAUGGAAGUGCGCUUCAAGAUAUAUCUGUUCUUGGGGCCCUCGUUUAAAUAUCUCGGAUGGCCGAUAGAGUCUCUUGAUAUUCGACUGAAAGACAAUUUCCUUUCUGGAGCUGUCCUGGUAUCGGACGAUGCCUGCAAUGUGAUAAGCACCAUCACUUGUGGUGUCCGACAUACCGGCCCGAGUCAUCCCGUCUUCGCACUGACGCCUGCUCAUGCCUUUGAACCAUCUUAUAAAGGAGACGGGGGUGUCGUGGAGAACGUAAAGGCAAAUGCCGAUGCGUCUGACCGCGAUGGCGAAGGAGUGGAGGACGAAGCGGUGUGCGAGUUUGCUGAUGUUGAGUACGACAUAGCUGAGCUUCUGCAAUAUGAGAGUUCAAAUGUACUCGAACCCAGACUCAGUGAGCCACCUACGGAUCGCGCAAGGGACCAGGAUCUCACAAAGUUCGGCACCAAAAUAUUGAAGCCGAAAGGCGUGUGGGGGAGGCCCAAACUGCCAGAAUGGCCCGCAUCGAGCGAACUACGAGACUGGCACAACCACCCCAAUCUUGACUGGGCCUUGGUUGAGAUUGAGAAUUCUGAUCAAUGGUCGAGGCCAAACCUUGACUAUGAGUUGAGGCCGGUGGACCACUUGAGCGAGGAAAAGGAACCAGUGGAUAUCAUGACGUCUCGAGGAUUGCUCCAUGGUACCAUUAGCAGCACUCCGACCUUUAUUGCCAAUGCUCGCCACUCCGGUUCUUUAUGCGAAGUCUGGAUUGUUUCUACCAUGGAUUCAAGCUUCGAUGUAGGUGAUAGCGGUGCUCUUGUGAUUCGUCCAGGGUCCCAAUCGGCUUAUGGAUAUGUCAUUGCAGUGAAUCACUCCAGAGAGCUAUACAUUGUGCCACUACGAGCGGCGUUGAAUCAAAUCUGCCAUGUACUCUCCAUU